Molecule: messenger RNA, 1371 nt
Organism: Stegastes partitus (bicolor damselfish)
Lineage: Eukaryota; Metazoa; Chordata; Actinopteri; Pomacentridae
Gene: h2az2a
Product: H2A.Z variant histone 2a
Exons: 5
Coding region: 104-490 (128 amino acids)
Cellular component (GO): nucleosome
Molecular function (GO): DNA binding; structural constituent of chromatin; protein heterodimerization activity
Source: RefSeq, a predicted model, not a curated record
CGCAUGCAAAAGAUUUGCGAAAGGGUUUAUUGUUUCUUUGCUUUCGGGAGCCGAAAUUGUUUGCUAUCUGCUCACUUCUACAAUCAAAUAACGACACGGAAAAAUGGCUGGUGGCAAAGCAGGAAAGGACAGCGGCAAAGCCAAGGCCAAAGCAGUGUCCCGCUCCCAGAGGGCUGGGCUCCAGUUCCCAGUGGGUCGUAUCCACAGGCACUUGAAGACUCGCACAACCAGCCACGGUCGUGUCGGAGCCACAGCAGCUGUGUACAGCGCUGCCAUCCUCGAGUACCUCACUGCUGAAGUACUAGAGUUGGCGGGCAAUGCCUCCAAAGACUUGAAGGUGAAGCGUAUCACUCCCCGUCACUUGCAGCUGGCCAUCCGUGGUGACGAGGAGUUGGACUCCCUUAUCAAGGCAACGAUUGCUGGAGGAGGUGUCAUUCCCCACAUCCACAAAUCCCUCAUUGGGAAGAAGGGCCAGCAGAAGACUGCAUAGAUGCCGUGACGACCAGACAUUUCGGGGCUUGGGCUUUGAUCGGACCAGGAGUUCACAUUUGUUCUUUUUUAUUAUUAAUAUUAUAGCAAACGAAGAGUGAUUGUUAGGCUUUGUGUUGUUAUAUUUUCCCAUAACUAGAAAAAAGUUGCGAACACCCUUAACGACAGAAACCCUUUGUAUGUUAUCGUAGAACGUCUGACUGGGGAGCUCAUGAUGAUUUGAAAUGCAGACAGUGAAUUUGUUUGAUUGGCCUGGGACUGUAAUGUUUUAUACUGAAAAAGAAAUUGUUAAACCAUUUUUUAUAUAAAAAAACAAAUCUUGUUUUGUGGUUAUUUUCUUGAAGUUCUGAUAUUUACUACAACACGUUUUUAGGAUGAUUUUUGGACAGCAGCAGGCAGCAACGUGUGAGAUGGUGCUUUUGUUCCUUUUGACUUACUGUAAGAUUUGAACUGCACACGGACAGUGAUGUAUUAAAAGCUGAAGUUUUUACAUCUAAAUGAAAUAUUGAAAACGACUUGUUGUAACAGUGCUGCAGUGUUUUGUGUUCAUGUUUACAGCAGCUGGAGAAGAACUGUGUUGAGCUUGAACGUGCGUGUUGACAGUGAUGCUGGACUGCUGUGAUCAGCUGGUCUGGCUGUGGAGCAACCAUCCAGCCGCUCUGCUGACUGCAGCUGGUACCCUCCUGUGUCAGCAACAUGUGUUGAGGAUUGAACAUGUGGCAGAUCUGAACCACAUCAGUGCUGAAAUAUUGACCUGCAAGACUUACAUGUGUAGACGAACUGUCCCACCUACAAGUAUAGAGCUUAGAGCCUUUUUUAAAACUGUGUUCAGGGAAAUGACUUUGCGUAUUAUAUCUUUGAAUAAAUACACUUGGCAUGUCA